GGUAGUGAAUUUGCAGUUGGGGACUGAGAAAAUCCAUACAGGAAGCAAAACAAAGGAGAAAUCUCAGGCCGCUGGGGCUGAGGACGCUGAGAGGGCGCUUCUGACAUAGAUGAAGUUGAUAAAGAAAAGUGCGAUCGCUGGGAGCUGGGACAGCCGCCCGCGGGAAGGGGGGCAGGCACCCGGAUCCGCCGGCCGCUCCUCCGUUCUCAGGAAAAGAGCCAGAAGGUGCAAUUAUGCAUAAAGCAACGGCAGGAGGAAUUAAAAAGCAGAUUUCAAGCGUGGCCGCCUCGCUGGAGCCUCGGCAAUGAAUGGGCACUCGCUGCCGGCCGGCACGCCAGCGCAUCCCCGGGGCUGGCAUGAGUUCUGCGAGCUGCACGCCAUCAGCACCGCCAAGGAGCUGGCGCGGCACUACCUGCGCUUUGCCACCGAGCACCCGCACCAUGACCUGCUGGCCGCCGAGAACUUCUCGGUGCAGUUCACCGACCUCUUCCAGCAGUACUUCUGCCACGAGGUGAAGGAGGGCAUCGCCAUGAACCAGCUCCGCAUCCUGCCCGCCGGCCCGGCGCGGGAUUACCGGGACACGCACCGGCGGCACACCGACGCUUCCCUGGGCACGGCGGCCACCAAAGCCGAGGCGGAGCCCGGCGCCCGCCCCGAGCAGCCCGUCCGAGCCCCCGAGGCUGCUCCCUCUGGGCUGCGCAAGUCCUGGAGCUCGGAGGAGCUGGCGGGGCCGGCGCGGAGGCCCUUCUCGCUCAGCCAGCUGCGCAGGAGCUGGCGCAGCCUCUUCCGACGCCGCUCCUCGGACGCGCUGCCCGGGGAUGGCGAUGGGGAGGCGGCGGAGGCGGCUCUCAAGCCGGGACUGGGGAAGCGCAUCCUGCCCUGGGGGCUGUCGCGGGAGCAGCCCCCCGAGGUGCGCAAGGAGGGGCUGCUCAAGUACGGGCUGCUGGAUGAGAAUUCCCUGGACAGCGGGACGCGCUGGCAGCGCUGCCGCCUGGUGCUGCGGCGAGCGGGGCCGCCCGACGCUGAGGAAUUCGUGCUGGAGCUCUUCGACCCGCCCAAGGGCUCCAAGCCCAAGCUGCUCGUCGCCUGCUCCGCUGUGCAGGAGGUGCGGAGGUGCACACGCCUCGAGAUGCCCGAUAACCUCCACACCUUUGUCCUCAAGGUCACCAAUGCCACCGACAUCCUGUUUGAGGCAGGGGAUGAGCAGCAGCUCAGCUGCUGGACGGCCGAGAUCCGGGAGUGUGUGCACAGGGGCAGGUCUGACACAGGUGACCCUGAGCUCCUGACGUGCCGACACCCCGACCCUACAGCCGCCAGCCCCGCCACCAGCACCGACCCCGUCAGCCAAGGGGCGACUCCGGGGGGCCCGGGGGAGGCGGCGGGGCCGAAGAUGGAGCAGUUCCUCUCCUCCUGCCCCUGGUUCCACGGGCCCAUCUCCCGCGUGAAGGCGGCUCAGCUGGUGCAGCUGGGGGGGCUGGAGGGCCACGGCGUGUUCCUGGUGCGGCAGAGCGAGACGCGCCGCGGCGAGUACGUGCUCACCUUCAACUUCCAGGGCAGAGCCAAGCACCUGAGGCUGGCGCUGACAGAGCGGGGCCAGUGCCGGGUGCAGCACCUGCGCUUCUCCUCCAUCGUGGAGAUGCUGCAGCACUUCCACCGCUACCCCAUCCCGCUGGAGUGCGGCUCCGCCUGCGACGUGCGGCUCUCCAGCUACGUCGUGGUCCUGCCACAGGCACAAGCUCCCGGCUCCAGCACCACGGUCCCUCUCCCACUGCCCUUCCCAGGCUGGAGCCCCGAGUUCAGCCUCAUCCCUGCCAGCUCCUCCUGCCCUCACGGCCCCGAUGAGCCCCCCGGGGCUCCCCCAGCGGAGCAGAUCUUCCACCUGGUGCCACCACCAGCUGAGCUGGCACAGAGCCUGCGCCCGGCCAGGGCCAGCACGGCCAGCACGGCCCGGCCCCGUGACUCGGACUAUGAGGUGGAGGCACCAGGCAGGGGCCACGUCCGUGCCAUUGACAACCAGUACACGCCACUGUGACCAGCACAGCCGGCACUGGGAUGCACUUUCGGGUGGAGAAAUCCUGGAGACCUUCUGGGGGAUCCAUCGAGAGAAAGAAUGUACCUGUUUCUUCCUUCUGGUUAGGGAUUAUUAUUGUAUUUUUUGCAAGGAAGGGGGUAAUUUUUCACUCCUGUACGGGUGUGCUCCCUCUCGUUGGCCUGUUAAAGGGCCUCUUAUUGUUGUUUUUGUUGUUCUUAUGGAAGCUUUCUCGUUACUGUUUACACAAUGCCACUUGUGCCUGCGCUGGGCCUGGUGUCCUUCCUGUCCCUGACACGACAGAGCCCAGCCAAGGAAGCAGGGGCUUGUGUUCCACCCACGGAAUUGGAGGAAGUUAAAAAAAAAAAAACAGGAUAACAAGAAAAGAAUGAUUAUAAAUCCAUUGCCAAGUUGCUGCUCCAGGCCUCAUCCUCCUUGCCCCGGCUGCUGAACCCACCAGACCUGAGCUGAGCUCCCACGAAGGGUGGUGAGCAGGGUUUGGGCAUUUUUUUUUAAUAGCUAAGGCAAAAACUGGCUUUUUCUUGCUUUUCCUUUUUAACCCAGCACAGCCGUGGUCACUCCCUGCGCCAGGCAGAGGGAUCCUCAUCCUGCUCUCCCAGCUGAUUGAGACUGAACACUAAUUGCUCCAUCCUUAGCCAUGGCACCAGCUGAGAACUAACAUAGAGACUGACACAAACCUCUCCUGCUGGUGAGGGAGGGGUUUAUCCCGUUGUAUCCUGGUGAUGGAGGCUUUUUAUCCCUGUGGUGAAUGGGUUUUUAUCCUGGUGAUGGAGGCGUUUUUGUCCCGGUGAUGGAGCCGUUUUAUCCUGGUGAUGGAACCGUUUUAUCCCAGUGAUUUUAGGCACAAAUCUAAAGUCAGUUUUCCCCUACUCUUGCUUGCCUUUUUCCCCCCAAAACCUGUCACCAGGGGCUUGCUGGCAUUUAAAGCUCCACCACGGCCUCUUGCAGGCGAUGGGGGUCCCUGGGGACCAAAUUUGGGGUCCAAAUCCCUGGGUCUCAGCAUCCUCUGGCCCCCAGGUGUCCCCAAACUCUGCUGCUGUUCCUGAGCCCCCUGGGCUGCUUCACCUGCCUGGGGCAGCCGUGAGAGAGGAAGCCCUUCUGAGAAGUUGCCUUUAUUUUAGGAAAGAGGAAGGGCUGGAGCCGUUGCGCCACACAGGAGGGGAUGUUCACAGUAUUCAACUUCCAGAUUUCCCAGCACAGCCUUCCCUGGGAUUUUGGAUGCAAAACUUGCCUUGAGAUUGCCUUACAGAAAGCUUUUCUUUAUUCCUGUUUUCCUUGGAAUUGCAAUACAGGUGGGAGCCCUCAGGAGCAUUAACAUUUCGCAAUUAAUCUGAAAACCAGCAAACACACAAAGCCUCGUUGGGCUGAGUUAGGGAAUUGCACAAAACCCCAGCUUCUAGGACAGGGUUUUGCAGGUUCUGGGUGAGCCCAAAGUCCAAGGAGAUAAGGUCAGGAGCUGAAAGGCAAACAGCCCAGGAAGCAGCCAUGAGAGCAAAUCUGGGUUUAUAAAUCAAACUAUGAGGCUGGGACAAACGGGAACCAUCAACUGGAGAAACCAUUUAGGUUUUCCUUUCGUGCCUCCCCGUUGCUUGCUCUUGCUCCCUCCUUGGCUUUGUGCAUUUAGAGCAGGCAAAGGCUUUUUUUCCCCCCCUGCUUUCUCCACACUUGUGCCUGAAACUGGAGCACUAAGAGCAAAUUGCACUGGUCCUGCAGCACUGGCAGCCCCGGAGAGGCUGACGGAGGAACAAAGGCAGCCCUGUCCUCGCUGGGCUCCUCAGCUGUAUCCGCAUCCCAUUCUCCUCCCUGGAGCAGCACAAAGGCUGCAGCCAGAGGCAGGAGCACAUCCCCAGGGCUGGCUUGUGCCAGGCAAGGCAGCUCCCUCCCAGGCUCAUAAAUAACUCCCCGUGCUCUUGCAUUUAUAGGGAUGGGGAAGGGAAGGGGGGACAGCACAGCACAAGUUGUCGUUUCCUUUCCUCGCUUGCUGCCUGCUUCCCAAAGCCUUGGGAGAGCACAGGGAUGUGCUAAAUCUUGCUAAGAUUGCUGGUUUUAGUCCCACUGAGCUCCAGGGAGCUGUGCUCAAAGGGGUUUUCCCCCAAAAGGCGAGGUGGAAUCACCCGAAUCUCCCGACAUCUGCAAAGAAAGGAUGGGCUGGGAAAAGGCAGUGCUAUUCACAUCCCCUGCCAGAUGAAUCCAGAGAAAUCCUUGCCAGAUAAAUCAGAUGCUGCUGGGGUGGGUUGUUUUGGCAUGCCAGGACUUUAUUGUUCCAGUGCCAGAACUGAAACAUGCGUGUGCAUGUGGUAUUUUUAACCUGCAGUUUAAUUACAAGGGGCUUCUCCGCAGUUUAAAUGGAAAUUGCUGUGCUUGAUUAGUAAAAUACACGUUGGGUUCAUUAUCUCCCUGCCAGCCACUUCCCCCAUGCAAACAAACUCCAGUGGGGGAGAACUCCUGUUCUCCCCACCAGUGAGCAGUGGGAGAGUCCCUCUGAUUAUUUAUUUUAAUAAUUAUUUAACUAAUUCCAUCCCCAAACUCACCCACAGGCAGCCGAGGGCUGUCCAGCCCUGCCAGCUCCACCAGCUCCUCAUUUCACAUCCACUGCUGGGGAUUUUUGGGCUCUUUCCCAAGCUCCCAAGGGGGAGCUGAGUUUGAAAUCCCAUUUCUCCCAGAAAAUAUCUGGCUUGUGACACAGGUCAGAGCAGGACUCUGCUCCUGCCAGCACAUUACUGCAGCCCUAAGGUACUCGCUCCUCUGCAUUACAGCAGUGGGCAAAGAGCAUUAAAGCCAUUCCACCCUAUGGAAUAGAAGCAUUUUGCAGGAUUUUUAUGUUCUUGUGACUUGAGAGAAGAGCCCAGGGCUGGGCAGGUUUGGUUCCCCAGCCCCUGUGGGGUUUUACUGGCAUUUGAGGCAGUUUUGGGAGGAGGGGAAGCCAAGGGCAGGUGGCCCCUGGUCAGGUGUGGGCAGCAGUUUGUUCCUUGGCCCUGGAGAGGGGCACGUGGAUCACGAGUUUGGAUCCCACCGAAGGAAGGCAGGAGCCACAGGAGCAGCUCUUGGAGCUGGCCCUGCCCAAAGGAGAGGCUGGGGGUGGGCAGCCCCAUUUCAUCCAGCUACACAGGACAGUUUUUAGCAAUAAAAAUGGAAACCGAGCAGUGCCUUUGCUCUGUGACAGCAGGGACUUGGUUUAGGGCACAAUCCAAAACUCAGGUCCUGCCAGAAUUCUCCCUCCUCUUCCUCUUGCUGUUUGCUGAGCCACUCCUGCUUGGUGGCCUUUGUGUCCCCAAGGGUGCCAGGUUCUGAAGGAGCUCCUGCCAUGAAGCAUUAGUGGAUGUUUCCCUCCCUCCCUCCCAGCUCGCAGCCCAGCAGGUACCGAACACUGACACCACCAUUCCUCACCCAUCCCUUUGGAUUGAAGCUAUUUUGGGGUGAAACUCCUAGGAAAACAUCCAGGGAGAAGCCAAAGCUUCUCAUUCCUCAUCUGGACCACCAAACCCCGGUGUCAUCCAGCAUUCCAAACUUUUAGCUUUGAUCCAAACAGCCCCAACAUUGCCCAGCAGGUCCCAGAGGCAGGGAGGUGACUCUGUAUUCCCUAACUCAGCCUUCAGCAGGACGAUUAAAGCCAACAAUUUUGUUGGGAGUGUAUUAAUUUGAAAGUUCUACUUUUCACCUGCACAGAAAAGUUCUUCUUGUAAUUUUUUCUAUAUAUUGUUUCUGUAUGUACUGUACAAGUAACUUAUUCUUGAAUAAUGCGAUUUUACCAUAAUAUUAAAAAAAAAAAUCUGCUCUUAA
Messenger RNA from Camarhynchus parvulus, 5830 nucleotides. RefSeq names its product SH2B adaptor protein 3 (gene SH2B3). Gene Ontology annotation, biological process: intracellular signal transduction. Bases 305 to 2032 code for a protein of 575 amino acids. Gene Ontology annotation, molecular function: transmembrane receptor protein tyrosine kinase adaptor activity. The record is from RefSeq and is a predicted model, not a curated record. Gene Ontology annotation, cellular component: plasma membrane. NCBI's taxonomy places the organism in Eukaryota, Metazoa, Chordata, Aves, Passeriformes, Thraupidae. The transcript has 8 exons.